GCAGCAGCAGCAGCAGCAGCGCCAGGAGGUGGCCCGGGCAGGAGCCGGGCUCCGGGGAGCCAGCAGCCAGCCGGCCAUGGCCACGGCCAUCCAAAACCCCCUCAAAUCCCUGGGCGAGGAUUUCUACCGCGAGGCCAUCGAGCACUGCCGCAGCUACAAUGCCCGCCUGUGCGCCGAGCGCAGCAUGAGGCUCCCUUUCCUCGACUCGCAGACCGGCGUGGCCCAGAACAACUGCUACAUCUGGAUGGAGAAGACCCACCGCGGCCCCGGUCUGGCCCCUGGGCAGAUCUAUACCUACCCCGCCCGCUGCUGGCGGAAGAAGAGGAGACUGAACAUCUUGGAGGACCCCCGGCUGCGGCCUUGCGAGUAUAAGAUCGAUUGCGAGGCUUCCCUGAAGAAGGAAGGGGGUCUGCCCGAGGGGCCCGUGCUGGAGGCGCUGCUCUGCGCCGAGACGGGCGAGAAGAAGAUGGAGCUCAAGGAGGAGGAGACGGUCCUGGACUGCCAGAAGCCGCAGCUGGCCGACUUCCCCCACGACCUGGAAGUCGAGGACCUGGAGGACGAUAUCCCGAGGCGCAAGAACAAGGCGAAAGGGAAGGCGUACGGGAUCGGGGGAUUGCGGAAGAGACAGGACCCGGCCUCUCUGGAGGACCGAGACAAGCCCUACGUCUGUGACAUCUGCGGGAAGCGCUAUAAGAAUCGCCCGGGCCUGAGCUACCACUACACGCAUACCCACCUGGCGGAGGAGGAGGGCGAGGAGAACGCCGAGCGCCACACGUUGGCCUUCCACCGGAAAAACAACCACAAGCAGUUUUACAAAGAAUUGAAUUGGGUGCCCGAGGCCCAGCGCAGACACACAGCCAAGAAGGCCCCAGAUGGGACGGUCAUCCCCAAUGGCUACUGCGACUUCUGUCUGGGCGGCUCCAAGAAGACGGGCUGUCCCGAGGACCUCAUCUCCUGUGCCGACUGCGGACGCUCCGGCCACCCCUCCUGUUUACAGUUCACCGUGAACAUGACGGCCGCCGUCCGGACUUACCGCUGGCAGUGCAUCGAGUGCAAAUCCUGCAGCCUCUGCGGCACCUCCGAGAACGAUCCGGGCGGUCUCUGCCCCCAGGACCAGCUGCUGUUCUGCGACGACUGUGACCGGGGUUACCAUAUGUACUGCCUGAGCCCCCCCAUGGCGGAGCCCCCCGAAGGAAGCUGGAGUUGCCACCUCUGUUUGCGGCAGCUGAAGGAGAAGGCGUCAGCCUACAUCACUCUCACCUAGAGCUGGCCCCGGGGGUGCGGUGCCCCCCGUCUGCCUGGCACCGCCCAGCCUCCCCCCCCCCCCCCCUUUCAUCGGAGCCAAGAAUACCCAGGGGGAGGCCGGGUGGGCACCGGUGCCUAAGGGAUCAGCCCCCACCCUCCCGACUCCAGCCCCCCCCGCCCCCCGCCCCGUCCCCUCCGACCCCGAGGGAGCACAGAUGGACCCCUAGGACCCACGGCCUCCCCCCCGGGGGCUCGGGGCACCCGAGUGCCCCGUGCCGGGCCUGGGGACUCCCCUCUCCCGACCAGCCUCCCAAGAGGGGGGGAGCCCCCCAGCUACCCGGCAUCGGAGGGGGCGGCUUCCCUGACACCGUCCCCCCCCGGCCCCCCUCCCCCCCGCUACCCAUCCCCUUCGGGGGCUCGCCCUCCUCAAAGCCAUACCCGCCUCGGAGCGGGCACAGGGAGGGGGCCGGGGCAAGGGCCGGGGCCAUUUUCUAGACAAAAAGACCAAAAAAAGAAAAAAAAAAGAAAAACAGAAAAAAGAAAGAAAAGUAAUAUAUUCAGAGAAAGAUCUAUAGGGCCCGGA
Molecule: messenger RNA, 1828 nt
Organism: Ornithorhynchus anatinus (platypus)
Lineage: Eukaryota; Metazoa; Chordata; Mammalia; Monotremata; Ornithorhynchidae
Gene: DPF1
Product: double PHD fingers 1
Exons: 12
Coding region: 77-1264 (395 amino acids)
Biological process (GO): nervous system development
Cellular component (GO): nucleus; nBAF complex
Source: RefSeq, a predicted model, not a curated record